AUGGCGAAGCGCACACUCUAUCUUGUUACCUACGACCGCGGCACCUACCCAACCACUGGCAAAGUCAAGCCCUAUCAUUGGUCAUAUUUCAUACAAACAGACCUGCGCGGCAACAAAAACUUGGGCAUUGCACACCAGUUGCGUGGCAUGCCUGGAGGCUUCUAUUACCCAGGCCCGGAACAGUUGGAUCUCGUCAAGUCCGGUUCUCCUAAAGAAGAAUUGGAAAUUGGUGAAGUGGACGACUCGAAUUUAAAGAGGGUGCAUGAAAUUCUGAGUAGUGUGCGGAUCGAGACAAGCGAGUCGUCCGGAUGGAACUGUCAGGACUGGUCUCUGGCAGGAUUCGAGAUGUUGAAGGAGGAGGGUUUCGUGUAUAAACAUUUCGAGUUCUAUGUCAGCUUCAGUUUCGGGCUGAUACUCCUGUAUAAUCUGCUUUACAACUUUAAUCCACCAUUGUCGAGGCCGUGA
Clonostachys byssicola is the source of this 465-nucleotide messenger RNA. NCBI's taxonomy places the organism in Eukaryota, Fungi, Ascomycota, Sordariomycetes, Hypocreales, Bionectriaceae. The record is from the annotation of a GenBank genome assembly.